Messenger RNA from Aethina tumida (small hive beetle), 641 nucleotides. RefSeq names its product thyrotroph embryonic factor-like. Gene Ontology annotation, biological process: regulation of transcription by RNA polymerase II. The coding region runs from base 1 to 627 and encodes 208 amino acids. NCBI's taxonomy places the organism in Eukaryota, Metazoa, Arthropoda, Insecta, Coleoptera, Nitidulidae. Gene Ontology annotation, molecular function: DNA-binding transcription factor activity, RNA polymerase II-specific; RNA polymerase II cis-regulatory region sequence-specific DNA binding. Gene Ontology annotation, cellular component: nucleus. The transcript has a single exon. The record is from RefSeq and is a predicted model, not a curated record.
AUGAAUUCAAAUGCUUCCACAUUUGCUGCCGCAUCUUUGCUGGCAUCACACCCAGGAUAUUUUCCAUACCAAGCAGCCCACCCCUUUCAUAUGCCUCCACUGUUGGACAGCGUUUUAUACGUGGGACGACCGCCAAUAGUGCCUUUCCAUUACGACAACCAACACACGGAGCAAACAUCGUCCACCACGAGCAGUCCCAAGUCUAACAACGAAUCCGAUUCCGGCUCGUCCAACCUGGACAAUCAGGAAUCACCCAGACCUUUCAAAAUGUACAACAAGGAUCCGGCUGGUUUGUCGAUGGCACUGCCGACGGAAACAAUCUUGGCGAAAAACUCGGACGAGGCUUACGCCGAAUUCAGGGAAAAGAUGAAGCAACAGGCGAAAGCCAAUUCGGUGAACAGGAACAUGAGACGGGCCACUUCUAGUCAGUCCAGCGAUCCGGAGUAUUUGGAGAGGAGGAAGAGAAACAAUGAGGCCGCGAAACGGUCGAGGGACGCCAGGAAAGCGAAGGAGGACGAGAUCGCCAUAAGGUGUGCGUUUUUGGAAAGGGAAAAUCUGCAUCUCAAAAUUAAAAUUGCCACGUUAGAAAGCGAACGUGAGAGGUUGCACAACAUGAUGUAUAGGUAGACGCAGAAUUUAGU